Messenger RNA from Symbiodinium necroappetens, 1533 nucleotides. The record is from the annotation of a GenBank genome assembly. NCBI's taxonomy places the organism in Eukaryota, Dinophyceae, Suessiales, Symbiodiniaceae.
AUGGUGAUUCGUCUGUCUUGUUCUGCAAUCCUUGCCAGCCACAUUUUCAACUGGAUUGCGGAUGACACCACCUGGCGAUCAUGCGAAGCCUUUUUCCUGCCAUGGGCGGAAUAUACUCGCUCGGACAUGAAUUCAGAUUCGAGCCUUUGUAAUGCUGACCCCCAGGUCAGCGAGUGGUGUGAAACUAUCCAUUUGUUUGAGAGCCGCUGUAACGAUCCGGUUCGGUUGACAUCCCUACUCCAGUACUACGCUUGGACCGGACUGGGCAUGGAGUGCACCAACUACACAGGCGACAUUAGCGUCACAGCAGUCGCUGAGCACUUCCCUUGGUAUCUUCCGUACUGUGAAACUCUCAACGGUACAGAAAUCGGCUGCUACGCGCUGGAGGACGAGAACUUGGAGAUCGGAGAGAAAUUGAUCAUCUGGACAGAUGACAAGGAAAUCGGCUUGAAUGAAGCGUGCGAGGCAUGGCCUCAAACGUUGCGCGUUGUCUACAACUGUCAGAUGUUUUUCCAUGACACCAACUACUGCCAACAUACCUCGGACACUACGGCCGGGGAAACCGAAUGGGAUAGGCAAUUGGGGCAGUCUUGUGAGGCCCAUCGCUGUGUGGAUUCUCUACCGGAUUGGUUGUAUUUCUUGGAUGAUGUUGAGAAAAAGAUGUACUGCAAAUGCCAGCAAUGCACACCCUGGUGGAGAAUGAAUGAGUGCACGUUGGAGGCAGUGGAUACGGCCACGCGCCGGAUCAUGGAACAGCAACUGUUAUAUGGACUUGAUUGGGGUGAGGCCUUAUCGGAUCCACGAUUUGGGAUCCUAUUUGCGAAAGAGGAGCUCGCGAUUCAGGAGGAGCUGGCAGCCAACGGAAGUAUCCAAACAUGGUACGGCCCGUUUUUCAGCCGGCUGUCGAUGUUGACAGAAGUGGGAUUUUGCGUGGCCGACUUCGUGAUGGAUCUCCAAAUGGUGCUCGUUUACUGCUACACCUACCACUAUAUAUUCGCAGCCAUCCAAGGCUGCAUGGCGUUGCGGAGCUUUCUUGAACAGGUGUUCUUCCGGGGCCUCCUUUCCUUCAUUCGGGAGACACGACUCUCCUUGAAAUCCAACGUGCGGACAGACUAUUUCGUGUCUCUGGUGCAGAGUGAGAAAACCGGAGAAGCCACUUUGUCGUUUCUUCUUCAAGUCUACACCUUCUUCUACAUGGGUCAGGAGGUGGUAGCAUAUUGGACAGCAGCGAUCUCCUUGCUGAUCAGCGCGCGAGGUCUCACGCAGGGCUGCUACGUUCACUUCGAUCUGGCUUUCAUGACAUCCGAAGAUCAGCAGCCGAUGCGAGAUCUGCAACGUGAUCCGGAGGUGGUGCCGAGUUUCUCCUCUGUUCUGCCAGACCCAGAAACGAGCGUACAUCGCAAGAGAAAUGUGCCUAAUCAUGCAAAGCCAGCGCCUGCACCACCCAAGCAAAUUCCAGAGAGCGUUGGGGUGGAUCUAUCGCCGGAGGUUCGGGCAGAAACUUACGUUAGGAGAGAUACAGGAAGAGGCUGA